Molecule: messenger RNA, 1693 nt
Organism: Symsagittifera roscoffensis
Lineage: Eukaryota; Metazoa; Xenacoelomorpha; Acoela; Convolutidae
Exons: 7
Coding region: 362-1549 (395 amino acids)
Source: RefSeq, a predicted model, not a curated record
AAAUCUGUCGUUAUAAAACGCUAAUUGAAUUGAGGGGCUUAGAACUUACAGCACUUAAGCCGAGUUUUACAUGGCAUGCUUGAAUCAAUUUUUACCAUGCUUGAAGAAAAUUCGUACCAAAGCGUCGGUUUUGUUUUAACGUUUCAUGUUUCAUCAGUACGUGUUUGAGUUUUGGAGCGAAUUGUUUGCUGAAUCAGAUCGAAGAUAAACGCGUAAAACAAACACAUCAAUACUUUUUAGAGAUUAAAAAAAUAAUUAUUUACCAAUUAUUCAAAAUCUAUAAAUUAAAUAUUGAUAACUAAUAUCGCAAUUCUACAAUUUCGAUCCAGUCUCUGUGAACAAGCCUACCAACUUUGUAAGAAUGGAGGAUAAAGGCGAUCACCCGGAUGGAAAUGCGAAUAACCCGAACAGUCCCAGACACCGGACGACUACAACCCGUGUGACCUUGAAUGUACCCCCCAAAGGCGACAGCAGCGGCAGGCCCCGCACUCCUGAGUCGUUCCAAAAAGAGUUCAACUCAUUCUUCGAGAAUAACGCACACGAUUUCCAUAGCCAGCCUCCAUUCCAUUCGGCCAUGGACUUCUCCGACUUCGCUUCCAGGCACAUCAAUGCCAGAUUGGUUCCAGAUUUUCCAGAGAUGCCUGGAUUCACAGGGUACCACAGCCAGUUUCCGAGAUCCCCGCUGCAUCAGCAGUUUAUGACGUCAUCGAGCAGAGAGACCAGAAGAGGAUCCAACCAGGAGGACCGGUCUUCCCCUUCCAGACUUUUCUAUGAGUUCCAACAACAACAACAACAGCAACGAAGUUCCCCAAGGAGUCAAUUUACAGCUUCUUCUGGAAAUGGAAAUGUGAACCAAUCUAACUAUUCGCCGAGACAAGAGAGGGGGUCAAACUCGCCGAGGGAUGCUGGGAAACCGGCUGAAACGAAACAAAGAGAUUUCGUGCAGCAAACUGCGGGUGUAAAGCUCAGUGGCUCUGAGAACAAACCAGCUACGAAUUUGGACUCUGCAAAGUCACAGAGUGAGGAUGAGUUGAAGAAACAUGGGCCGGAACACACAUUGUUCAAAGUGGACAAUCCGCAGCUGGAAAUAUCCGAGGAGUUUCCAAAUAGAGAGAGGAUCCGAAAGCUUUCCAUGAAAAAGCAGAAGCAAGACAAAGAACAACAACAACGUAAACAAAGUGAAGAGCCUAUUAAAGAAGAGCUGCGUGAAAUACCAAACACUCCCUCUCCUCCGCCGUCAGUGACUGACAAAGCAGAAGAGUUCAACGGGGGCCAUCCAGUUCCAGACUGGCAGGCAAAUGUGCAAACAGGAGACAACUUCCAAAAAAGGCAUCUGAGAGCGGUCAGACAAGGUCACACUUUGCACGUGAUUGCGGAGAAGGUCACUGAGAAUGUUAAGACUGGCAGAAGUAAAGUCACGAGAGAAUGGCGAGUAGUGGCGCCCGAGGUAGUAGAUGCGGCUUCCAUCCUGGCCAAAUUUGACGAUGUCGAGAAACGACUGGUCAUCACUGGCAUGUUUGACGAAAUGCGCGCUGUGCAGAUCACGUGAUCACAAACUGAAUCGGAAACAACUUCAAUGUCAAACGAUAGUACUGAAGACUCCUUUUUGAGGCAUGAUGUCAAAUCUAACAAAAUGAAAAGAAACCAAAAAAAUAAGUUCAGAUAAUAACUAAUCAUUGUUUGAAUUUCACUC